Messenger RNA from Hyalella azteca, 3289 nucleotides. It is a transcript of the gene Pu, whose product is annotated as GTP cyclohydrolase 1. The transcript is spliced from 6 exons. Gene Ontology annotation, cellular component: cytoplasm. The record is from RefSeq and is a predicted model, not a curated record. Bases 159 to 812 code for a protein of 217 amino acids. Gene Ontology annotation, molecular function: zinc ion binding; GTP cyclohydrolase I activity; GTP binding. Gene Ontology annotation, biological process: tetrahydrobiopterin biosynthetic process; tetrahydrofolate biosynthetic process. NCBI's taxonomy places the organism in Eukaryota, Metazoa, Arthropoda, Malacostraca, Amphipoda, Hyalellidae.
UUGGCAUUUCAGGAUAUAUUUAGUGUUCAUCUGAUUUUACCAAAUCACGAAUGGUGCAAAGGGAUACAGAAGUAGCUAGUGUAGCGCGGGUCCAGAAAUAGCGUAGUCUGGGCGUCCAGCAACAGGUUGACGCAGAGCUGCUUAAGCCUCCACGCGAGAUGGAUCUCGGACGACGUCGCUCCUCCACUUCCAUCGGUCACGAAAAGUGUUCAUUCCACCAUGACCUGGAGCUUGAACAUUCACCCCUGCCACGAGAAGAACUUAUCCCAGAGCUGGCCGCGAGCUACCGAAGUGUGAUCCACAACCUGGGCGAAGACGUGACCAGGCAGGGGCUCCUCAAGACCCCUGAGAGGGCGGCUAAAGCCAUGCUUUUCUUCACCAAAGGCUACGACCAAACCAUACAAGAAGUUCUUAACGACGCCAUCUUCGACGAGGAUCACGACGACAUGGUCAUCGUCAAGGACAUCGAGAUGUUCAGCAUCUGCGAGCAUCACCUCGUGCCCUUCUGGGGCAAAGUCUCGGUCGGGUACCUGCCCAACAAGCGGGUCCUGGGCCUCUCUAAAGUCGCCAGGAUCGUCGAGGUGUUCAGUCGUCGGCUGCAAGUGCAAGAGCGGCUGACGAAACAGAUCGCUAACGCCAUCGUCGAGGCGAUCAAACCUGCCGGCGUGGGGGUGGUGGUCGAGGGCACGCACAUGUGCAUGGUCAUGCGUGGCAUCCAGAAAGUCAACUCGAAGACCACGACGUCCACAAUGUUGGGGGAGUUCCGGAACGACCAGCGCACCAGGGAAGAGUUUCUGUCGCUCCUCAAGUGAUGCAAAAUCAGCUUCUCGACGCCAUGUUCUCAGAAAACGCGGAACUCGGACGCUGUCGUCAGCACCGAGGUAUCUUCCGAUGUUGCGGAAAAAAUCAAGGACUUUAAUGCGGAGGUUGGGAAAAAUUGUGUCAUGAACCAGUCUUUAAUGCGAAGUGAAUAGUUGAGGUCAGUAAAGGUUUAGCCUACGGUUUUGGGUCUUUUGAAAACCACGCAACCGGUUUUUUCAUAGAUCUGCAUUGUGGCAUCCGCACAUUUGCAGUGUUUAUUAAAAUUAUUAAUACAAUAUUCAAACCUGAAAGCCAUGUAUUAUUGGCUACAACUUUAUUUCUGUUCAAGCUAAGAAUUUCUUCAUCCAUAAGGGACAAAUGAGGACUUUUCUAUUUUUGUAUCGGCCAAGAAAUUAUGUGCUUUUCCGAAAACUAAUUAAGCGAUCUCAGCUUUCCUUUGAUUAAGCCGUUUUUAAUACAAUGACAAUAUAAAGUAGGUAUCAUUCACUUGUUUGCUAUGAGUUUAUAUAAAAAAGGUUUUCAAGAAUAAAUUAGAAAUUCUCUUUAUUUUACCAGUCACCAGUAGCUGAACUAUGUUUAUGGUCAAUUUAUUCUACAAUGGCGGACCAUUCAUGACCUGAAGAUUUUCGUACUGGCCCCUUGGUAUUUGAUUCGCGCUAAUCCCUCGAACACGAUGACUAAUUUUAGUUUAAAUUACAAUCGAAUUACAUUUAAAUAUAAUUAGAAUUGUGGUAUUCCGAAGAAAUUUAUGCGCAACAUGUUUAAAACAUGAAUUCUACCCGCCCACGACGGGCUCCAGAUGGCUUUACAUUCAAAAAUGAUUGCUUAUCCUCAACUCAGACUCCUAAAAAAUCGUCACCUCGAAAAUUGACAUAUAUCUCAUAUUUUUAAAAUUCUGUUCGUCAAUGUUUGUUGAUGGCUAAGAAAGUGAAUGUUUCAGCAUCUGUGGUUUAUGUAGUGACUAUUAACUGGUAGCACGAGAUGAAACCUCUUGGGCGCUCAUGUUUGUUUAAGUGUUGCUAAUAAUUCUGUGUAUAGAAUUACGAGCGAUGAAAUUUAUGUUCGAAUUGAAAUUGGUUUGCAUUGCCAAAGCAGUAACCAUAUUUUAAUCGUGCUGUUCUCGGUUAUUUUCUUUGCUUUCUUUUGCAUAUUUCACUUUCAAGUAGUUACUAUUUCCGGAUUCCAAAUAAUAUUCACAUAAUCUGAAAUUUUCCAGCUAUAUGCGCUCUAAUGUCUCCCAGGGACGUUUUAAUUAUAUAACAAUACUUUCUGCACUACGAAGUCUUUGAGAACAAAACUAUUUGUCAGAAAAUCAGAGCUGUUAUCUAAUCUGAGAUUAUUAUAUUUAAAUUCUCAGCGCUUUAAAUUUAAGAAUACACUCAAAUUUUAUGGAAUAAAUUAUUUUCUGUUAGUUUACAAAUUAUAGCAUGCACUUUAAUAGAGCAUCAUUCAAGGUUCAUUCUAUACCACAUUAACAGUCAAAAUUCUGAUGUUCACUGUAGCAUGUACGCUUGUCAAUAUUUCAGCCUCGCCCCGCUGCAUUAAUUUAAUGGCAACAUGAACUGCGGAGUCAAUUACUUUCAAUGUUUAAUUUCAUACAUCAUUCAUUAUACACGAGAAUUUCAUUUCAGUUGGCUAACUAUAAUCUAAUACCCGUGGGAAAAAAGCAUGUAUGUAGUGAAAUGUAUGUCGUAACUCGUAAGUUAUUUUGAUCUUCCAUGACGUGGCAAUGUUGCGACGAAGGUAACCAAGAAACACGUUACUUUUAAGUGUAUUUUCAAUUAUAAGAUAGAACGAUGAUGAAGUGUCUUUCUUCGAAACACAUUCCUGUUUAAUUCUAGUAAGUAGGAAGAAUGUAUAAAAUGAGCGAUGGAAGCUCAUUAUUGCUCAUCCAAGCUCACCAUUCAUUGUCUUUUCUUUGUCUGAGGAAGAACUUUUGAACUUUGAAAAAAAAUUUGUCUCCGGAUAAGUUUUCCGUUUCCAAUGUCAUUCGUACCUAAAGCCUUGGUAGAAGUAGACAAAAGGAAGGCUAAGCGUAGACAGAAGGUAGACAGAUGGUAAGCUGAGGGUAGACAGAUGGGAAGCUGAUGGUAGAGAGAUGGUAGGCCGAUGGUAGACUGAGAGUAUUCGUUCAUAGGCUAGUCUGAGAGUGAGAACGACGGCUUUCAAUCUGGUGCUGGUCUAAAUUACAUUUUAUUCAUAAAAUAAUGUAUGGGAUGUUGCAUGGAAUGUUUUCAUUAACACACACCGUUGAAGCAAACAUAAAUUUGUAACGAAAUAAUUUUUUGUUAACGCAAACUAAUAAUAUUCGUUAAAAAGUUGGGAUAAAAGUUCCUGGUAUCAAUGGUCAACUCUACUCAUCAAGAUUAAUGGUAAAAGAGGAAAUUGAUCAUAUAUUAUUUUUUAUUUAAUUUUAAUAAAAGUGUUUUAUCUUCACAGUGAGUACAAUUAAAUUCUUUUAAUGCUC